This is a messenger RNA of Physeter macrocephalus (sperm whale), 1274 nucleotides long. RefSeq names its product inhibitor of nuclear factor kappa-B kinase subunit epsilon-like. NCBI's taxonomy places the organism in Eukaryota, Metazoa, Chordata, Mammalia, Artiodactyla, Physeteridae. The transcript is spliced from 6 exons. Bases 182 to 502 code for a protein of 106 amino acids. The record is from RefSeq and is a predicted model, not a curated record.
UGACUGCUUGAAUAGGUGACCUUGGCCCCGUCUGUUUCCUUCAGGGCUUGGCUACAACGAGGAGCAGAUUCACAAGCUGGAUAAGGUGAAUUUUAGUCAUUUAGCCAAAAGGCUCCUGCAGGUGUUCCAGGAGGGGCGUGUGCAGCAGUACCAGGCGUCCCUGGUCACGCAUGGCAAGAGAAUGAGGGUGGUGCAUGAGACCAGGAACCACCUGCGCCUGGUGGGCUGCUCCGUGGCCGCCUGUAACACAGAAGCCCAGGGAGCCCAGGAGGGCCUCAGCAAGAUCCUUGACUGGCUAUCUCAGCAGCUCCUGCAGGACAGAACAAAGGGGGCUCAGGCCUCACCACCCCCUACUGUUCCUUAUACUAGCCCUGCACUAAAGGACCUGGUUCUCCACAUGCAAGAGCUCUGCAAGGAGAUGAAGGUGCUGGCGUCUGACCUCCAGGACAACAACCGCGUCAUCGAAGGGUUAAGUAGGGUCCCAUCGGCUCCUGACAUCUGAACUCUGGGGGGUGCAUGAGGAAUCCUGAAGCAUUAGAAUCGUUCAGACACUGCUCUCCUGCCUGCACUGGGGGACCCAACACAGGACGAUACCUGGUCACAUCUCAUCAGCCUACCUCUCUCCUGCCUGACGGCCAGGAGAUGUUGCCAGCAUUACCUUCCACUGCCUUUCUUCAGGAAGCAGCACAGCAGGACCUGGGGCACCAGGCCAUCUCUGGAUCCUGGCCCCACUGCCCGGGCUGACCUUUGCAUCUUACGUAGGCUCAGGUACAGCUUCUCUGUUGCCCUGGCCUGUAUAGCUGAACCUGGCUGGGCUGUGGGGAGAAGAGGCUCCGAAAGCCCCUCCCUCCCACCCCCCGCUCUGGUUUACAGGGCUUUGCUCCUCAGGGAACAGAAGAGGAGAGGUCCUGGGGUCAAACGACCUCAUCUCAGUCUUCCUUGCUCUUAAGGUGUUCUACGUUGAACACACAGCCCUCUCCCUGCUCCCGCGAUAUCUGAGGGUUAACACACGUGGCCCCAGGCAUGACAGAGCCCAAGUUCCCUUCUCCUCUGGUCUGGCUGAGCCUAAGGUUGAGAAAGCAGGUGGUCGAGGCUGGGUGCCAGUGUCUCGGGGACCCUUUCCCCUGUCCCUCUGAGGCACCACCAGGUUCUGGGGUUUGUAGCCAGCGGUGUCAACAGUAGCCGUGCCAAUUAGCACAGGCCCGUAAGUCCAGAGCUCUGAGGAAAUCAAGGCCUGCACCUUCAAGAAGUGAAAUAAACUUGACAUUCUUUUC